Messenger RNA from Pocillopora damicornis (cauliflower coral), 3487 nucleotides. Its product is annotated as amyloid beta precursor like protein 2. NCBI's taxonomy places the organism in Eukaryota, Metazoa, Cnidaria, Anthozoa, Scleractinia, Pocilloporidae. Gene Ontology annotation, cellular component: membrane. Gene Ontology annotation, molecular function: transition metal ion binding; heparin binding. The record is from RefSeq and is a predicted model, not a curated record.
CGCACGUUCGGGCUCAGCGAGACAUUCAUCAGCCAUUUUGAGUUUUUGUUGAGUAUUACUGAGAUUUGAAAGGAAAUUAAGAAAAGAGAAUGGAUUGGAGUUAUCGAAAAACUGUUUUCUUGUGUCUAACCUUCGUAACGGUUGGAAAUGCACUUGUGGAAAAUCUGAACGAUGAUUUAGACUAUGACCCACAAGUGGCCAUUAAGUGUGGCAAAGUGACCAGGCACAUUGAUGUCAACACUGGAAGCUGGGAAGCAGACAAAAACAGCACUAGUCUUUGUGCCGUAACUAUGAAAGAAAUUCUCAAGUACUGCAAGGUCAUCUACCCUUCACAAGAUGUGAGAAAUGUUGUUGAGGGUAACAAGCAGGUGUUAGUGGAUGGCAGCCUUGUCACUCCAUACCGCUGUCUUGUUGGCCCUUUUGAGUCAGAUGCCUUACUGGUGCCCCCAAAAUGCCGUUUCGAGCAUAUGCAUGAUGACAGCAAUUGCCUCUCUCAUGACCAGUGGCACACUCGAGCUUCAGACAAAUGCCAGAGUGAAGGCAUGAUUGUUAAGGAUUAUGGUGUCCUUAUUCCAUGUGGUACUGGAAAGUUCACUGGCGUAGAGUUUGUAUGUUGUCCUCAAGAUGCCAGUGACGAGAAAGCAACUGAUGCUGCUAAGAUUGUGCCAAUUUCUGAGGCAGCUGGCACAUCAAAGCCAACCAGUGUUAUGGAACACUUGAAACAAGAGAUCAGCAAGUUUGCGAAGCAUGUCGAAGAAAGUACAAUUGGUUGUGAUCGACAGAAGUAUCAUGAGCGACGUGACAAACUGGAAGAGACCCACAAGACAAGGGUCCAGUCAUUGAUUGAUAACUGGAGAAUGUCUGAGAAACGAUACAAGUUGUUGAAAUCAACCGAUGAAGACCAAGCAGCUGGUUCAAUUUCAUCGGACCUUGAGACCUUCAACAAGAUGGUGAGCUCCUUUGAAGAUCAGGUUAAACUGGAGCGUGCCAGACUGAAGGAAGAGCAUCACCAGUGUACACAGAUUGACCUUAAUGACAAAAAGAACAAAGCAAUGGCUGACUUUGUUGCUGCCCUGCAGGAAGAACCUCAGGAUGCCAACAAGAUUCUGGAAGCUGUGCAGCGCUAUGUGAGAUUCUGCACUCAGGAUCGUCUGCACAAUUUGCGUUACUUCGACUAUGUGCAGAAGCACCAUCCUGGGAAAGCUGAGGAAGCUCGAGAAUCACUGCAAAAUCACUUGAAACGCAUCAAUAAUCUUGUGAAUGAGUCUAUGGUACUGCUGUACAAGCUGCCAGACAUUGCACGCAAGUUUCAGUUGGAAUUGCCAGACUGGAUCCCAAAACCACCUGCCCUGCCCACUACAGAAGCACCAACAGUAGAGAAGAGCUCAGCAGCCAAAGAUCCCACAGACCCACCAAGCCAUGUUGGAAGUCAACCUGCAGCUACUAACGUGGGUGCCAUGGGUAAACCUGAGCAUGGAGAUGAUGAUGAUGAAGAUGUGGUCGAGGUUGAGGAACCUUACAAGAAGAAGGGUAAAACUGCAGCUUCCAAGAAGGAUGAUGAUAUUGAUGAUGAUGACGAAGACGUUGCCGAGGAUGAGGAAGGACCCUUCAGAAGGAACCAUUCACGAGCCACCUUCUCUGCUGUCAUUGGCCUCAGCUGCGGUGCCUUGGUCAUUAUGAUCAUCAUCGUGGUUGCUAUGGCCAUGCGCCGAACGCGACCUAGCAACAACACCAAGACAGUUCUCGUCGACGAGGACGCAGAAGGUGCUUCCGAGAAGAGCCAUCUCGUCAACAUGCAAGAAAACGGUUACGAGAAUCCAACUUACAGGUUUUACGAUUACUAAGUAGCGUGCUAACUGAUUUGUAUCAUUUUUUUUAGAAACUCUUCUUUUCUGGGUGGAAGCCUGUAUUAUAGACUACUUUCAAUAUUGUCGACCGGUAGAGGCGCUUGUCAGACUCUGAACGUGUUUCUAUAGGAUGUAUUUGUCACUUGAUAAACGAAGUCUUUCAGAGCACAGCAAUGUACUUAACGCAAGUAGAAUAGAAGUUUGAAGAGCCAAUCUUUUUAUAAUCGUACUAGUAUCAAGAGAGGGUUUAUUCUUCAUAGAGCAAUUUCAGAUUAGCGGUCGCCGCAGAGAUCAACACCAAACUUGUGUAACUUUCUAGGUUACACUCAUUUGCACUAGGCGUCGCAAUCAUUCUUAAACAUUUCCACGUGUGCGGAACAUGAAAAACUCAUCUUCUUUCUUUGAUGAUCUUAGCCCUUUUUUUAUCUUUACCUCGUUAGUCUGAACAUGAAAGGAAAUUUAAAAUCGGACACUACAUUUUUACCCUGUAAACCCUCUCAGUUUGAAGCCUUGUUGUAGAUUUUAUAGCGUAAACCAAGGAAUCGAAUCCUAAUUUAGACAGGAACAGUAUUUAAAUCACUUGUAAACUGAACAGUAUUUAUUGGGAAGAGAACUGUAAGUUAGUUUGCACUUGAUUACAGUCAACUUUGUCGUUUGGGGGCUCGAACUUCGAUCUCGGUCGGGAAAUUGAUCGGAACGAAUCAUGCUGGUGAAUCGCUGGAAAUUGAUCUGCACUCUGAAUGCGGUCGAAUCGCGGGAAAGCCGCGUGAAGUGUGUGUUGAGCGAGAAAACUACAUCAUGUCGAAUUCGUUUGUUGGUCCCUCAAAGAUUGAGUUGACAUAAAAGUUCAGCUAAUUAUGCAACGCCUAGACGAGAAUAAAGGCGUUGGUUUGUUGAGGAAGCAACAACUUUAGGAAGACCAGUAUCGACAGCAAAAAAAGCUUUUACCUCAGUUGGCUUGUGAUGUCUUAAAAGACAAAACGUAAUUUACUUUUAAAUAACUUAAAUAUAACCCUGUUACAUUUUUUGUUUCCACCAUUUCAAUUUAAUGAUCAUUGAUUUCGUUUUGGAUGAGGUUACUAAUGAGACCACUUAAGUUGAUGUGAACUUAGACUCCCUAGAUCUGAUUGAUACUUCUCCCCUCUAGCUGCGACACAUUUCCUUGUAAUUUUGUCUCUAGAAUAUGGUGGUUGAUCAAGAUAACUUUUACUCAAAGUCUGAGUAUUCUCAUUACCUGUUUGGUAUGGAUAACACAGGGAGAAGUUACAUCUUGAUCACUUGUGGAAGUUCAAGAGUUCAACGUGUUCCUAAGGAGACCUAGUGAAUGCGAUCUCCCCGAGAAGAUCUCCUUUUCUUAAAGCUCAGAGCAUUAUAGGAAUUAAAACAUGACGUCGGAUUGCUGUCACAAAAGUAAGCCUUGGGGUUGCAAAGGAAGCUACAACAAAAUUGCUUGGUUGAAACUAUUCUGUCUCUAUGGUGGAUUCAAUCUUGGUUGGACCUCCACCCCCAAUCGCUCGUAUAACGUUUAAGAAUACCUAAAUAUUUAAAAAACUUGUAUUAGAUUAAAGCGUGUCAGGACCUUGAUAGUUUAAAUGUAAAGCACUGGGAUUUGGCUAAUAAAUAGUACAAUUUUUAGUACC